CCGACGCGCUUCGCCGCGCGCACCGCACACGAUGGCGCCCAGCAAGAAGGGAGGCAAGACCGCCGCCGCGCCCGUCGUCGCGCACGACGAGGACGAUCUGAUUCAGGUCACGCCGGCGAUGAAGCAGCAAGCGGCGAAGUUUAAGGCGGCUGGGAACAACGCGUUCUCCGCCGGUCGAUACUACGCCGCCACGGCUGAGUUCACCAAGGCGAUUGAGUGCGAUCCGUACGAUCACAUUUUCUACUCUAACCGCUCCGCGUGCUACGCCAACUUGGACCAACACUCCAAGGCGUGCGCGGAUGCGCGCCGAUGCAUCGAGUUGCGCCCGGAUUUCGCCAAGGGGUACUCUCGUCUCGGUUUCGCGCUCUUCAAGGCUGGUUUCUUGCACGACGCCAUGAAUGCGUACGAGCGCGGUUUGACCGUGGACCCGAAGAACAACAACUUGAUUGAAGGUUUGGGUGAAGCCAAGUUGGCGCAAAAGGCUAAGAUUGAAGCGGCCAAGUUGAGCGCGCAAAUGGAUAACGUCACGCUCGACGAGCACGUCAUCGGUAUCGAUCUCGGUACGACGUACUCUUGCGUGUCCGUGUGGAGAAACGGUGAAGCGCACGUGCUGACGAACGCCGAAGGCGACCGUACCACCCCGUCUUGGGUUGCGUUCACCGAGCAAGGCCGCCUCGUCGGCGACGCCGCCAAGCGCCAAGCCGCCAUCAACCCGAAGAACACGCUGUUCAACAUCAAGCGUAUCAUCGGUCGUCAAUACAGCGAGUGCGCUCACGAGCUCGAAUUAAUGCCGUUCGAUGUCAAAGAAGGCGAAGGCGGCAAGCCGAUCGUCUCCGUUGACGUGAACGGCGAAAAGAAGGACUUUGCCCCGGAGCAAAUUUCCGCCAUGGUUUUGCAAAAGAUGAAGGCGACUGCCGAGGCGCAGCUCGGUGUCCCGAUCACCAAGGCUGUCGUCACCGUGCCGGCGUAUUUCAACGAUGCCCAGCGUCGCCAAACCAAGGAUGCCGGUGCCAUCGCGGGUCUCGACGUCUUGCGUAUCAUCAACGAGCCGACCGCGGCGGCGCUCGCGUACGGCCUCGAUCGCCGCGAAGGCGAAAACGGCGAAGUCAUCAAGAACCAAUGCAUCUUGGUCUUCGAUCUCGGUGGUGGUACCUUCGAUGUGUCCUUGUUGAACUUGCAAGACGGCGUCUUCGAAGUGCUCUCCACCGCCGGUGACACGCACUUGGGUGGUGAAGAUUUCGACACGUCCCUCGCGGCUUUCGCGCAAAAGGAGAUUGAAAAGGAGCGCGGCGCCGACAUCUUCACCGGCGAUGAAAAGGCUCUUCGCAAGUUGCGCACGGCGUGCGAAAAGGCCAAGCGCGAGUUGUCCGUGGCCAACCACGCCAACAUCGAAUGCUUCAUCGGUGAAAUCGAAAUCAACAUGAAGAUUACCCGUGAACAAUUCGAGAAGGUUUGCGAACCGACGUUCCAACGCUGCCUCGACUCUGUCAAGCGCGUGCUCAGCGACGCCGGCAAAAAGAAGGAAGAAGUCGACGAAAUCGUCCUCGUCGGUGGUUCCACCCGUGUCCCGCGCGUGCAAGGUAUCCUCACCGAAUACUUCGAUGGCAAGACCCUCAACAAGUCUGUCCACCCCGAUGAGGCGGUGGCGUACGGUGCGGCCGUGCAAGGUGCGAUUCUCGCGGGCGUCCGCGACAAGCAGACUUCUCGCGUUCUCCUCAUGGAUGUCGUUCCGCUUUCCCUCGGUGUCGAGUGCGAAGGUCGCCAAUUCGCCAAGGUUGUGCAACGCAACACUGCGAUUCCGUGCAAAAAGAAGAGCGAGUUCACCACCGUCUAUGAUAACCAAGACGAGAUUGAUGUGCGCAUUUUCGAAGGCGAACGCUCCAACACCGACGGCAACCACUUGCUCGGCGAGUUCCAAAUUUCUGGCAUCGAGCGCGCUUCCGCGGGCGAACCGAAGAUUGAUGUCACUUUCGAGGUCAACACCAACGGUUUGUUGACCGUCACCGCCAAGGAUCGCGUCACCGGCGUCGAGGCCAACGUGUCCUUGCAACACGACCGCGGCCGUUUGACUGCGGAAGAGAUCGAGCGCAUGUGCGCCGAAGCCGAAGCCAUGGCGGAAGAAGAUGAGCGCCUCGCGCGCAUGCGUGAGUACGAAGGCACCGACUAGGCGAUAAAAAGUCAAGUUCUGCGUCCUUUUAGAUAGCCGCGUCGGUCCCGAGUCGCUCUGCGCGCCUCGACGACGGUUCGCGCCACCCACGUAACCAUUCUUUCUCACCGCAACAUAUGAUCUAGUAGCUCAUGUU
Molecule: messenger RNA, 2303 nt
Organism: Ostreococcus lucimarinus CCE9901
Lineage: Eukaryota; Viridiplantae; Chlorophyta; Mamiellophyceae; Mamiellales; Bathycoccaceae
Gene: HSP70G
Product: Heat Shock Protein 70, cytosolic
Exons: 2
Coding region: 32-2167 (711 amino acids)
Biological process (GO): cellular response to unfolded protein; protein refolding
Cellular component (GO): cytoplasm
Molecular function (GO): ATP binding; heat shock protein binding; misfolded protein binding
Source: RefSeq, a predicted model, not a curated record